Scaptodrosophila lebanonensis is the source of this 2551-nucleotide messenger RNA. RefSeq lists its product as uncharacterized. Bases 287 to 2464 code for a protein of 725 amino acids. Gene Ontology annotation, molecular function: DNA binding. The record is from RefSeq and is a predicted model, not a curated record. The transcript has 4 exons. NCBI's taxonomy places the organism in Eukaryota, Metazoa, Arthropoda, Insecta, Diptera, Drosophilidae.
CGCUUUGCUCGACGUUAAGAAAUCAUUAAAUUCAGCUGUAUUGAUUGUUCCGAGUUGAUCAAAAAUAUAUCAUAUCAUAUCUCGCGCCCCUCUCUCGCAUUUACCCCGUGGAUUUGUCACCAUCGAUUGACUACGUUGUCGCGUGGCAACUCUGAACUGUACUUUCUGAUUCAGAUAAAAAACUAUUUAUUGGUUAUUGGUGACUAUCUAUAAUCGAGAAAUUGCGCGCUUAUUUUUCUCAUUGGAAUAAGAAUAUAUCGCAACUGAAUAAAAAUAAGGAACCAUCAUGAGCGAGGACGUGGGCGCUUCCCCAGUAGCAGAGCUCAAAUUUGAGGAUGUCUCGCAGCUCAAUUUUUCCAAACUCUACACGCCCAAAAUGAAAAGCGUAUAUUGGCGCUAUUUCGGCUUUCCCUCUAAUGACAAUGACGAGGUAAUCACCAAGCAGAACGUUGUAUGCAUCAAAUGCCACAAGGUCUUGACCAACCAUGGCAAUACAACCAACUUACGCGCCCAUUUGCAACAUCGACACAAGGAGCUGUUUAAGAAUUUAUGCCAAGAGAACGACAUUCAUGUGCCGCCGCGGAAAACGCCGCGCAGCAAUAACCAUCCUCCAUUAUCGAAGCGCAAUGUGUCGUCGCGCCGAGUUAAGUUGGAAUUCUUGAGCAGUCGCAACCACGACAAUGCUUCCGAAGAUGAAAUGGACGAAGCUGCAAUGGCCACUGCGGCCAUGCAAGCUGAAGAGGACGGUUCGUCCCAAACAAUGCUGUACGAGACAAUGGUACCGCUAACCUAUGACGACGCCGAAAAUUUGGUCGAGGAGGAGAUGCGCUCCAUUACCAUUGACCCACGCGAAAUUAAGUACGGCCGCAAGCGCAAAAGUACAGCACCGGCAUCCGCCAUACACUACACGCGCGUUCCCAUCAAGACUGAGGGAGGCAAUGUAAGCACACUCUUGCGCAGCUAUACGCCGGCUAAUAUAGCCAAUUUGCCAGAAGCUAUGGCCGACAUUGUAAUCAAGGACUUAAAGAAUGUGGAGACGCUCUAUGACGUAGGCAUAAGCGAGUUCAUACGGAUGGCCAUGGGGAACUCGGUUUCCAUGCCCUUGCCGCAGAAGAUCGAAUCCUUGAUCAGCGAAAUGCAUGCAUCUAAGUUUCUUGAGAUAAAUGAUUUUACGCGCGACUAUACUGCAGAGAAGCCCUUCUCGUUGGCCUUUGAGUUGUGGACUAAUGUGGAGCACCGACGAUUCCUCACCAUUUAUCACAACUAUUUGCACGAAGAGACUCAAAGUGUGAAGAGCUGUUUAUAUGCUACUGUUGAAUAUACUGACUAUAUGAUGUUUGAUGAUCUUCUCACGGACUUCUACAUGCCGAACUGUACUCUGGCUAUUGUUAACUUUGAGGACGAGGAUGUGCUGCAUGCCUAUUUAAAGGAGAAGAACAUUCCCAUCGUAAUGUGCUAUGUGGCAGUUAUUGACAAGUCCUUGCGUCGCGUUUUUGAACUGGAAGAGGUGAGCGCGCUAGUGGAGCAGGUCAGGGAUAUAAUACAGCGGCACUCCACAGAGAUUAACUCGAAGGUAGCCGAGUUGCCUGCCUAUAACGAGCACUUCCCAUGGACCUUGUAUGAGUUAUUGAAAUUCUUUACCGAGUCCAUAUCUUGGUCUGAAGAUAUGGACCAAUUGGUCAUAUUGGCAAAGACAGUGACAGAGGCGCUCAGCGCGCUGGUGAUUGCUUUGGACACAUUGCGAGGCGAGGAUAUACCACUGUGUAGUAUGCUUUCGCCAAUAACAUCAAAGAUAAUUAUCAAGAAACUGGGUAUUGUGGAACAAGAUGAUCCACUCAUGAUGAAUAUUAAACGCACCAUUGCUGGUGUGCUGCAGGCACAUGUCAUAUCAAACGACACGUUGACCAGUGCAGCUCUGCUCGAUCCGCGCUUCCAUCGCCUGACCACUAUAGACAACCUGGAUCGAUGCGUGCGUGUCUUGACGCAAAAAUACAACAGCAUAUUUGGAGGCGGAGGCGGUAGCCACAGCAACGAACCCACUGAAGUGGCAGCAACCACCUCAGUAACCACCACGCCCAUUGUCACCAUUAAGACAGAGCCCAAUACAAAACCCAGCGUUGGCAGCAACUCCAAAAAAUCAAAACUAGAGCUGCUAUUUGAUGUGGCGGAAAUAAAUACGCCACGCAGACGGGAUUCGGAAAGCACAGUGGAAAGUGACUUGAAGCGCUACCGCAACGAAGUUCACGUGCAACUUGACGAGUCCCCCAUUGAAUGGUGGAGCAAAAUGGGUCACAUCUAUGGCACCCUGCGCGACUUGGCCACACUCUACCAGGGUGUGCCCGGCGUGGUGACACUGGAAUUCAAAAAACUGCUUAGAGAGCAGAUAUAUGACUUCAACAAGCGUUUUCUAUUAACUGGCAGUCAAAUUGACGCGAUUCUAUUUUUGCACCACCACAACAAUUAAUUGCUAUCUCCAUUUUUAUUAUAUAACUGUGUACAUUGGUUUUAUUACAUUAUGAUAUCGUUCACUGUAGGCCCUCAUUAAAUACAA